This is a messenger RNA of Prinia subflava (tawny-flanked prinia), 3134 nucleotides long. It is a transcript of the gene NCAPH, whose product is annotated as non-SMC condensin I complex subunit H. Gene Ontology annotation, cellular component: condensin complex. The transcript is spliced from 17 exons. Lineage: Eukaryota; Metazoa; Chordata; Aves; Passeriformes; Cisticolidae. The record is from RefSeq and is a predicted model, not a curated record. Gene Ontology annotation, biological process: mitotic chromosome condensation. The coding region runs from base 28 to 2115 and encodes 695 amino acids. Gene Ontology annotation, molecular function: chromatin binding.
GCGAAGGCGGGCUCCCCCUCAGGAGCCAUGGCCGCCCGCAGCCCCCGCGUCGCGGCCGCCGCUGCUGCUGCUUCUUUCCUCUCCCCGACCCCGCGGGCCCUCGGCAGCACCGGCACCCCCGUGCUCGCCGAGUGCCCCGGCAACGACGAUGAGCGCGAGAGGCGCCAGCGCCGCCGCUCCAGGGCGGUGGACUCGUCUCUGCAGGGCCUCGGCUCCCCUUCGCUCAGGACCGAGGGCUGGCAGCCGCCGCUGCCCCAGUGGAGCAACGCGCAGAUCUCUGAGCACUACAGCACCUGCAUCAAGCUCUCCACCGAGAAUAAAAUCACCACCAAAAACGCCUUUGGGCUGCACCUGAUCGAUUACAUGACCGACAUCCUGAAGCAGAAGAACUCGGAGCUCACCAACUUCCAGGUGGCCGCCGGGACGCUGGACGCCAGCGCCAAGAUCUACGCCGUGCGCGUGGAUUCCGUGCACGCCGACGCCUUCAGGGUCCUGGGACACCUGGGCAAGGAGCCGGCCCCUGCCAGGGACCCGGACAGCCCCGAGGAAGACUCCAGCCCAGCCCCCGAGGCUGCCAGGAAGGCUCAGCCAAAGAAGAAGCAAAGCUUCAAAACCAUCGAGCAGAACCUGAGCAACAUCAACGUGUCCGAGGCCAGCCGCAGGGCUGAGGUGGAUCCCAUGUUCCAGAGGGCGGCCGCCUCCUUCGAUGAGUGCAACGCUGCCGGGAUUUUCCUGACGGGGCUGCGCUCCCAGGGCUUCCAGAGCCGCCUCCAGUUCCACUCCGGGAUCGUCCCCCUGCCCUCCUCGGAGAGCCCGGCCCUGCCCAGUGCCCAGCCCGUCCCCGUGCCCGGCCUCAGAGCCCUGCUGGCUCCGUGCCUGGAAAAACGCCGGAUCUGCUCCUCCCUGGCCGGGUUCCAGUUCAGCAAGUGGGACGAGGAGUUCGACCAGUCGGUGUCGGCGCUCCUGGAGAAGCUCCAGAGGAGCGAGCAGGUGUUCGAUCCCAACCUGGAUCCCGACAGCGACGAUGGGGAGGGCUGGGGCCCCUCCCAGCCGGAAUUCCAGCCGGGUUCUCCGGCCGGAGAGGGCAGCCAGGAAUUCCAGGAGAACGGCGACUCCCAGGGGACACUCGGCCACAGCAAGAGGAGCUCCGGAGCUCCCUUUGGAGAGGGGGACAUCGGCACGCUGAGCCUGCACGUGUCCCUGAAUCCCGGGGAAUAUUCCUACUUCAGCCCCCGCACGCUCUCCAUGUGGGCCGGCCCCGAGCACUGGCGCUUCCGGCCCCGCCAGCCACCAGCCCCAGGCCCAGAGAAGGAUUCCCAGCGGAGGAUUCCCAGGAAGGUUUUUGAGUUGGAUUUCCAGGAGGACAUCGACUUCCAGGCCCAUUUCCGUAAGACCAAGGUCUCCACAACUCUGGCCAAAUCCAUCCUGGAAAGCCAAAACAUCCGGAGCACCACGCUCCCGGCAGACUUCAACUACGACCCCCAGAACAUGGCCCGGCUCUUCCUCAAACCCCUGGUCAAGCUCAGCAGGAGCCCGGAUCCAGUGGAAGCCUUGGAUAACGAGGCUGGGAUUGAGGACUACGACUACAACAACCCCAACGACACCUCCAACUUCUGCCCUGCCCUGCAGGUCCCCGACAGCGAUGACGAUCCUGAUCCUGCGGAAUUCCCGGGCCAGCCUGGGCACUUCCCACUCCCGGCUCAUCCCGAGGCUCCGGAACUUUCCGGGAUCAACGUGGGGAAUGGCCCGGCCUGCGGGGAGCUGGAGCUGAUUGCUGAGCCCCAGAAGAUCCAUAAAAUCCCCAUCCAAUAUGCCAAGACCGCCAAGAAGAUGGACAUGAGGAGGCUCAAGAGGAGCAUGUGGGAGCUGCUGACGGGGCAGGCGGCGCCGGGCGAGGGGGAGGACCCUGCGGAGGGGACGGACACGGAGGUGGCCGGAGAGAAGGUCCUGAGUGACCUCACCAAGGAGCUGCUGCACAGGCUCCCUCCUGCCAUGGCCACCAACCUGUCGGUGCCCCUGGCCUUCGUGUGCCUGCUGCAUCUGGCCAACGAGAAGAACCUGAGGCUGGAGAGCACCGAGGACCUGUCGGAUGUGUGGGUGAGGCAGGGGCACUGAGCCCGGCAUUCCCCAAUUCCCAGAUCCCAAAUCCUCAGGCUGGACCUCAGGGAUGUCCCAGCUGCACGCGGGGACGGCUCCGGCACUUCCAGCCGGGAUCCGGCAGCUUUUCCCUGCGCCGGGAAUUCUGCACCUCACUGUGAACACGGCUGCUGUGUCCUGGGAUUUCCUGUGUCCCAGAAUUUCCUGUGUCCCAGAAUUUCCUCUUUCUGUGUCCCAAAGUUUCCUGUCUGUGUCCUGAAAUUUCCUGUCUCCUAAAAAUCUCCUGUGUCCCAAAAUCUCCUGUAUCCCGAAAUUUCCUGUGUCCUGAAAUUUCCAGUCUGUGUCUCACAAUUUCCUGUGUCCCAAACUUCCCUGUGAAUCCCAAAAUUUCCUGUCUGUAUCCCAAAAUUUCCUGUCUGUAUCCCAAAAUUUCCUGUCCGUGUCCCAAAAUUUCCUGUCCGUGUCCCAAAAUUUCCUGUCCGUGUCCCAAAAUUUCCUGUCCGUGUCCCAAAAUUUCCUGUCUGUAUCCCAAAAUUUCCUGUCUGUAUCCCAAAAUUUCCUGUCUGUGUCCCAAAAUUUCCUGUCCGUAUCCCAGAAUUUCCUGUCUGUAUCCCAGACUUUCCUCUGUGUUCCAAAAUUUCCUGUCUGUAUCCCAGACUUUCCUCUGUGUUCCAAAAUUUCCUGUCUGUAUCCCAAAAUUUCCUCUGUGUCCCAAAAUUUCCUGUGUCCCAAAAUUUCCUCUGUGUCCCAAACUUCCCUGUGUAUCCCAAAAUUUCCUGUCUGUAUCCCAAACUUUCCUCUGUGUUCCCAAAUUCCCCGUGUCCCAGAAUUUCCUCUAUGUCCCAAACUUCCCUGCGUAUCCCAAAAUUUCCUCUCUCUCUCUAUCCCAAAUUUCCCGUGUCCCAAAUUUUCCUCCCCGUGUCCUUCCCAUCUGUAAUUCCCAGUUUUUGGACUGACUGUUACCGCUGGCCCCGGUUCCUCCCGUUCCCCGGGAUUGUUCCCUUCUACUGUUGAAGGAAUAAAUUCUGCAGACUUUG